Raphanus sativus (radish) is the source of this 736-nucleotide messenger RNA. Its product is annotated as deoxyuridine 5'-triphosphate nucleotidohydrolase. The record is from RefSeq and is a predicted model, not a curated record. The transcript has a single exon. Lineage: Eukaryota; Viridiplantae; Streptophyta; Magnoliopsida; Brassicales; Brassicaceae. The coding region runs from base 22 to 642 and encodes 206 amino acids. Gene Ontology annotation, biological process: dUMP biosynthetic process; dUTP catabolic process. Gene Ontology annotation, molecular function: magnesium ion binding; dUTP diphosphatase activity.
AAGAGAGAUGCGUCUAUAUUAAUGGCGGAACUACGACGACUCUUCUUCACUACAGCAACAAUUCGACCUCAAUUGAAAUUAGGGUUUAUAAACUCUGUGCGGUUAUCAUCAUCAACAACUCGUCUUCCUUUCCCCACGAUGGCCUGCGUAGAAGCGAAGAGCAACAACAGUCCCGACGUGAAGGAGCCAUCGGCGAAACUCCAGAAGCUCGAAUCCAAACCCUUCUUCAAAGUGAAGAAACUCUCCGAGAAAGCCGUCUUGCCCACGAGAGGCUCCCCUCUCUCCGCCGGCUACGAUCUCUCCAGCGCGGCGGACUCGAAGGUCCCCGCGAGAGGCAAGGCGCUCAUCCCGACGGAUCUCAGCGUCGCCGUCCCCGAAGGAACGUACGCGAGGAUCGCCCCGAGAUCCGGUCUCGCCUGGAAACACUCGAUCGACGUGGGAGCGGGGGUCAUCGACGCGGACUACAGAGGACCCGUCGGUGUGAUCCUGUUCAACCACUCGGAUGCUGAUUUCGAGGUGAAGGUGGGAGAUAGAGUCGCGCAGAUGAUUAUCGAGAGGAUCGUGACGCCGCAAGUACUGGAGGUUGAGGAUUUGGACGCUACUGUUCGUGGUGAAGGAGGUUUCGGUUCUACUGGUGUUUAAGUUUGUUUAGGGUUGUUUCGUCGAACAGAUUGUGCGCAUGGUUUUCUUAUGUAAUCUUGAAAGGCUCAUUUUAAGAUCUUUUUCUUCGUUAUAA